Molecule: messenger RNA, 3600 nt
Organism: Polistes dominula (European paper wasp)
Lineage: Eukaryota; Metazoa; Arthropoda; Insecta; Hymenoptera; Vespidae
Gene: Nc73EF
Product: oxoglutarate dehydrogenase Nc73EF
Biological process (GO): tricarboxylic acid cycle
Cellular component (GO): mitochondrion; oxoglutarate dehydrogenase complex
Molecular function (GO): thiamine pyrophosphate binding; oxoglutarate dehydrogenase (succinyl-transferring) activity
Source: RefSeq, a predicted model, not a curated record
AAUCAACUUCUUUAAUGUAUUUUAAAGAAGACGUAAAUCGGUGUACCUGCGAGUUGCAAAUGGUGGACGGCCUGGCAUUAUUGCUCUGUGACAUCAGGUAAAAUGUAUAAAGCCAGGACGAUGCUGAACACCUUGGUGCCUUUGGCACCACGUGUGUGUGGACCGGAAAGAUUUGCUUCAUGGUUAGUACGUAGUCAUCCUUUGGCUAGAACAACUCAAACCAUAGUCGCAACACCGGCUCGGAAAUAUAACAGUCGUGUUGCUACUGAACCUUUCUUAAAUGGUAGUACCAGCUCUUAUGUAGAAGAAAUGUACAAUGCAUGGUUGCAAGAUCCUCACAGCGUACAUGUGUCAUGGGAUUCAUUUUUCCGUAGUAGUACUGCUGGAGCUGGUCCAGGCCUUGCAUAUCAAGCUCCACCAUCUCUUGCUCCAAGUCAUAAUCAGGUACCACUUGGAGCAUUGUUGCCUCUCGGCGGUGGAUCUCAAAUAAGUCAGAUGCCCAUUAAUGAAAAAAUUAUAGAUGACCAUUUGGCAGUACAAGCCAUUAUUCGUUCCUAUCAGAUUCGUGGCCAUCAUAUCGCAAAAUUGGACCCACUUGGAAUCAACAGUGCAGAUCUUGAUGAUAGGCAUCCUCAAGAGUUGCUCUAUAAUCAUUACUCAUUCGGGAGGGGACAACGCACUACUUACGCUCAGGAACUACAAUACCGAGUAGCUGCUCUUAUGAAAAAGGAAUCAGAUAUGGAUCGCGUAUUUAAAUUGCCAUCCACUACUUUUAUCGGCGGUAAAGAAAAAUCAUUACCGCUGCGUGAAAUUCUUAAAAGAUUAGAAGCAACUUAUUGCGGUCAUAUCGGCGUAGAAUUUAUGUUCAUUAAUUCCUUGGAGCAAUGCAAUUGGAUUCGACAAAAGAUGGAAACUCCUGGUAUCAUGGAAGUUACAAACGAUGAGAAACGACUUAUUUUGGCUAGAUUAACUCGAGCAACAAGGUUCGAAGCUUUCCUCGCACGCAAGUGGUCAUCUGAAAAAAGAUUUGGAUUGGAGGGUUGUGAAAUCUUAAUUCCUGCAAUGAAGCAAGUAAUAGACAAAUCUACAGAGCUUGGUGUGGAAUCUAUUGUUAUGGGUAUGCCUCAUCGUGGUCGUCUCAACGUUUUGGCUAAUGUCUGUCGUAAACCAUUGAGCCAGAUAUUUACACAAUUUGCUGCACUUGAAGCUGCUGAUGAUGGUUCUGGAGAUGUGAAAUAUCAUUUGGGAACAUACAUUGAACGUCUUAAUCGUGUAACAAAUAAAAAUAUUCGUUUAGCAGUUGUGGCAAAUCCAUCUCACUUGGAAGCAGUUGAUCCGAUCGUACAAGGAAAAACUCGAGCUGAACAAUUUUACAGAGGGGAUGGUGAAGGUAAAAAAGUAAUGUCCAUUCUCCUUCACGGUGACGCAGCAUUUUGUGGACAAGGCAUUGUAUUUGAAACUAUGCAUCUAUCAGAUUUACCAGAUUAUACAACUCAUGGUACUAUCCAUAUUGUUGUUAACAAUCAAAUCGGUUUUACGACGGAUCCAAGACACUCCAGAUCUUCUCCUUAUUGUACUGAUGUUGCCAGAGUGGUAAACGCACCAAUUUUCCACGUAAACUCUGAUGAUCCUGAAUCUGUAAUGCACGUAUGUAAAGUGGCUGCUGAAUGGAGAGCAACAUUUCAUAAAGAUGUUGUUAUUGAUAUAGUUUCAUAUAGACGUAAUGGACACAACGAAAUUGAUGAGCCAAUGUUUACGCAACCUUUAAUGUAUCGUAAAAUUAGACAUACACCACCGGCUCUUGAUAAAUAUGCUAAAUCACUUAUCGAUGAUGGCGUUGUUACAAAGGAAGAAGUAAAGGAUGUGCAAGAUAAAUAUGAAAAAAUAUGCGAAGAAGCAUACGUGAAUGCUAAACAAGAAACACAUAUUAAAUAUAAAGAUUGGUUAGAUUCUCCAUGGUCUGGUUUUUUUGAAGGCAAAGAUCCAUUGAAAGUAUCUCCUACUGGAAUUAAGGAAGAUACACUUGUGCAUAUUGGAAAGAAAUUCUCGUCUCCUCCACCUAAUGCCGCAGAAUUUGUGAUUCACAAAGGUAUCGAACGUAUUUUAAAAUCUCGUAUGGAAAUGGUCGAAGCUAGAACAGUUGAUUGGGCUCUUGGAGAAGCAAUGGCAUUUGGUUCUCUUUUAAAAGAAGGAAUACAUGUAAGGUUGUCUGGUCAAGAUGUGGAACGAGGUACAUUUUCACACAGGCAUCAUGUCUUGCAUCAUCAAACUGUUGACAAAGCUACGUAUAGGCCACUUUGUUACUUGUAUCCCGAUCAAGCUCCUUACACUGUGUGCAACAGUUCUCUUUCAGAAUUUGGUGUUCUUGGUUUUGAAUUGGGUUACUCCAUGACGAAUCCUAAUGCAUUGGUAUGCUGGGAGGCACAGUUCGGUGAUUUCAACAACACAGCACAAUGCAUAAUCGAUCAGUUUAUUAGUAGUGGACAAGCUAAAUGGGUACGUCAGUCUGGACUUGUUAUGCUCCAGCCUCAUGGUCUAGAAGGAAUGGGACCUGAACAUUCAAGCGCUCGUUUAGAACGUUUCUUGCAAAUGUCUGCUGACGAUCCGGAUUAUUUUCCACCAGAAAGCGAAGAAUUUGCCGUAAGACAAUUACAUGACAUUAACUGGAUCGUUGCCAAUUGUAGUACACCAGCUAAUUACUUUCACAUUCUAAGAAGACAAAUAGCAUUACCGUUCCGAAAACCAUUGAUAAUGAUGACACCCAAAUCUCUACUUCGUCAUCCAGAAGCAAAGUCAAGUUUUGAUUUGAUGCUAGAAGACACCGAAUUUCUGAGAGUGAUACCUGAGGAAGGGCCAGCUGCAAACAACGCUAGUAAUGUUAAAAGAUUAGUUUUCUGUUCUGGCAAAGUCUACUAUGAUUUGAAAAAGGGACGUUCUGAAAAGAAACUUGAUGAUCAAAUUGCUAUCGCCAGAGUUGAACAAAUUUCACCAUUCCCAUAUGACCUUGUGAAAAAAGAAGCUGCUAAAUAUCCAAAUGCAGAAUUAAUAUGGUCUCAGGAGGAACACAAGAAUCAAGGCGCAUGGACUUAUGUGCAACCAAGAUUCCACACUGCACUCAAUGGAACGCGCGGUGUUACUUUUGAAGAUGCGACAAAUUCCAAAGCAAGUGAAAGUAGUGGAGGAUGGUUAAGUGAUUGGUUUUCUUCAUUGAAACCAGUAAAACCUACUCCUAUGCCUGAGUCAUCAGAUUCUAAUAAACCUAAGCCAAGAAUAGUGAGAUAUGCAGGCCGUCCCACUGCAGCGUCUCCCGCAACAGGUAGCAAAAUGCAACAUCUAAAGGAACUUAAACAAAUCCUGGACGAUUCAUUGAAUGUUUAAUAAUCCUUCGUUACGCUAUGUAGAAACAAAUUUUAUUUAUUCUAUUAUACCAUAUUUGUUAAUGCUUUUCCUCUUCUAUUUUACACUUUACACUUACUACUUUACGGAGAUAAUAUCACCAUUCAACUAUGUAAAUGAUUUCUUUGCUAACGACCAACAUUUAAAAUCAACUGAUACACAUGGAUAUUUUAUCUGACUAAUGCAAGAUGUAUAUUUGUUAUA